AUGUCGAGCGUUGACAUUACGGUGCUUGGCGCAGGCCAGGACGUCGGUCGGUCGUGCAUCGUUGUGACGUUUCCGUCGCGACGUGUGCUGUUCGACUGCGGUGCGCACUGUGGAUUCGUCGAUCACAGGCGUUACCCGGAUCUGCAGCUGCUCGGAGACCCCAACCAAUACAAUACAUUGUACAACGAGCAAAUGAACGCGGCCUUCGAGUCAAGUGUUUCGGAUGGCGAAAGCAAUUCCGACACUGCCGCUGUUGACGGCGUCCCAACAUCCAACCCAGCCGAUUCGCGAGCGCCUUCAGGUGGCAAAUCUAACGCCAGCAACAUCAAGGACAAAGCGGUGCGCGUAGCGACCUGCAUGAAGAACGCUCUUCAGAAGGCGCUCAUCAACGUAACCGAGCACAUCGACAUCUCCAUCAUAUCGCACUUCCACCUCGACCAUGUGGGAGCACUACCGUUUCUAACGGAACACUUAGGCUACAAUGGCCCGGUGUACAUGACGUACCCUACGCGCGGACUUGCGCCGAUCCUGCUUCGUGACAGUGCCCAAGUGGUCGCCAGCAAGUUCCGCAACACAGUCGACACUGACGGAGCAACGCGUGGACUGAACGUGCUGUUGAACCGUGCCAAAAAGCGGAAGCCGCUCACCGUCGGCGAGCUGGGAAAGGUGGAUCCAUGGGGCUACACAGUCGAUUGCGUCGCCCAGAGCCUCGGUCGAGCACGGGUUAUGCAGUUGCGCGCUACGCAGGAGAUAGGUAACGUGAGCAUUACACCCUACUAUGCUGGGCACGUGCUUGGAGCUGCUAUGUUUCACGUUGAAUGCGACGGGAUUUCUGUAGUUUACACGGGUGAUUUCAAUACCUCCCCGGACAAGCACCUCGGCCCCGCCUACAUUCCGCAGCUGAAACCCGACGUGCUUAUAUGCGAGUCCACAUAUGCGUCAGUCGUGCGGCAACCUCGCCGCGCCACGGAGAUGGAGCUUUGCACCGUUGUGCAUGACUGCCUAAUCGGAGGGGGUAAGGUGCUCAUCCCUGUUUUUGCCGUGGGUCGGGCGCAGGAACUGGCCAUUAUUCUCGACAACUACUGGACCAAAUUGCAGCUUACAUUCCCCAUAUAUUUCGGCGGGGGACUUUCGGAGCGUGCGACAAACUAUUAUAAGCUGCACUCUGCGUGGACUGAUUCGCAAAACAUUCCGAACCUCUCUGAGAACCCGUUUGCAAUGAAGCAUAUGUUGCCCUUUGACAACGGCUUCCUUAAUGACGAUCGCCCCAUGGUCUUGUUUGCCACGCCGGGAAUGGUCCACUCCGGUCUUUCGUUGAAGGUCUGCAAGCUCUGGGGACCAAACCCCAAGAACCUAAUUGUGAUCCCCGGUUAUGCAGCGCAGGGAACAGUGGGGAACAAGCUAAUUUCAGGCGAAAAGCUGAUCCAUACUACUAUCGGCACUAUCGAAAUUAAGUGCAAAGUGCGAUACCUUUCAUUUUCGGCUCAUGCGGACAGCGCAGGGAUAAUGCGGCUCAUUAAACAGGUCCAGCCGAAGCACCUCGUGCUGGUGCACGGCGAGUACGACGGUAUGAAGAAAUUCGCCAAACACAUCGCAGUAGAGUUCGGGAUUCCCGUAUCCCACCCAGCCAACGGGCAGACCAUCACCGUCAAGCAGGCUAAAGGAGGAGCAAAAGUGCCAAUCUAUUAUUAUCCUCAACUGCUUCUGGAGGCUUCCGGAAUAGUGUUAACUAUGAAAGAAGAAAUCGGUAAAUCAAAAUCUCCUGCUAAUGCAAUCGCUUCAAAACCAACAAACGAACAGAAUGCUUCACGUGAUGCAAAGGAUGUUGAAUAUCUCGAUUGUAGUGACUCGGAUUCUUCUGUUGAUUUCUGCAUUAAAAAACUCGAGGAACCGGCCGACCAUGUUUCCGCGAUCAUGUUCCGCUUAGAAGAUGGGAUAAAGUCUCUGUCGUUGCACAGCAACGAUGCGGCGGAAGUGACGGGGAAAUAUAAGCCCACAGACACAGAGAAGGUGGCGGAAUCUGCGGAGACGCCUUCUUCAUCCGCAACUGCGACAAAGUCCGAACAACCAAACGAAACAAAAGGCCGAGAACUAUUGUUGAUGGUGUCACGUAACCAUAUGGCAAAGAUGUUCAGGGAUGGGAUGACACAGCUGUCUAUGAUGCCGGAGCUCCGGUGUCACCGCAUAAAGUACCGCCAGAGUUUUAAGUGCCGAGAGCGGGACUUUGUGGAGGCGACGGAAUAUGUGGCCGGUGUCAUGAACUGCGAAAAAGGCUACUUCGUUGAGGAACUUCCGAUGUAUGCUAAGACCAUGGAAUCUGGAGGUGAGCGCCGGUGUACUAUUGCCUAUUUUGUGUUGUUUGUACUACAUUAA
Messenger RNA from Babesia ovata, 2373 nucleotides. RefSeq names its product cleavage and polyadenylation specificity protein, putative. Gene Ontology annotation, biological process: snRNA processing. Lineage: Eukaryota; Apicomplexa; Aconoidasida; Piroplasmida; Babesiidae. Bases 1 to 2373 code for a protein of 790 amino acids. The transcript is spliced from 6 exons. Gene Ontology annotation, cellular component: nucleus. The record is from RefSeq and is a predicted model, not a curated record.